Silurus meridionalis is the source of this 963-nucleotide messenger RNA. RefSeq lists its product as uncharacterized. Lineage: Eukaryota; Metazoa; Chordata; Actinopteri; Siluriformes; Siluridae. Bases 1 to 798 code for a protein of 265 amino acids. The record is from RefSeq and is a predicted model, not a curated record. The transcript is spliced from 4 exons.
AUGGACACUGCCUCUGGUCAUCGGACGGUAAAGGAAGCAGUGGAGUCGGUGUUCACUCUGUACGAAGGGAAUGAAGCCGUAGUGAAGGAGAAAAAGGAAGUGAUCAAAAACAGUGUGGGAAUUCAGUCGACUGAAGGAGCAGCAGGUGCAGCAGCAACACCUGAGGUUUCUGGCCUUAAAAAUGUGACAGAGGUCACAAAGCAGCACAUUAAGGAAUGUGUCUUGAAAGAGUCUGAAGGAGAAUUAAAAUUAACUCCAGAAGAACAGAAAGAAAUUGAAAAACUAAAGAUGGACAUGUGUGAAAAAAUACUGAUCGUCACACCAGAUUAUCAAAUGGACAAGAAAGUGGACAAGGAACUGUACAAGGACGAGCGAAGGACUAAGAGAGGAGCGCAUGUCUUUAAUAAUGACUUACUGAAAUUUCAUCACAAAGUUCUGCAAAAGUUUAUACAAAAAUAUCAAUUUUUUAAUCUUCAAGGAUACAAUAAAGAGGAAAUAGAAGAAUUCAGCAGCCACACACUUUCCCAGGAAACAACAAUGGAGAUACAGAGAAACAUGGUAGUGCACUUUGACCAUGAGGAUCUGUACAUAAACACUAAUGGAGUAUUGUAUGGCACAUUUCAGGAAGAGCUAUGUGACGCAUUAUUGAAUGUGCUGGGACACAUAAACCCAGAGGACGUGACAGAAGCAGAUAAAGAACGGCUAAAUGAUCUGAUAAAUUACAUGAACAGAUUAGAAAUUUAUGUUGACCAAAUUGCAAAAGAAAAGUGGAUUGGGACUCAAAUGAAUCACAGGUAAAGAGCAAAAAAGACUCGGUUUGAUGUGGUAAAACACCAGGUAGCAACAAUGUACGAGACUGAUCGUGGUUUGGAGUGGAGCCUGGAGAUUUUGGGUAGGGUUGCACCUUUGUUUGGACAAAGACAGUAAUUUUAGUUCCUGUUUAUAGUGUUGUUGUAAGUGUUC